AUGCACCCGGCAGGAUACAUUAUCGUCCUGAAGCACGACUUCUAUAACCUUCUCAAAUUGAGAUUCGAAGAGGCCAACCAAAGGGGUUACAGUGCUACUGUUACAAGCGCUAUUGAGAAGAUGGCAGGUCUUUCUUUGGCUCAAAGGAGGGCACCACCGCCGAAGCUGAACCUGGAGGCCAAUGGGCAAGAAUUGCAACAGGAUGAGCUCAAUGCCCUGACAACAUCAAUCACGCCUAAAGAGGCGCUGGUGAAUUCGCCGCUCCCAGGUGCCUCUACGCCAUCGACACCAUCAGCAAGCCAAAAUCCGGCGCCUGCUGCAGGAGACGCAUCUCCUUCAAGACCGGCAUCGUCCUCGGAAAGCCCCAAAUCACCCAAAUCACCGAAAAUACUAUCUAGCAUACCGCUCCCAAGCAUUGCAGCCACCAGCAGCUCAUCAGCGGGGGGACGCGCCACAUCCAUCCCGAAUGCGACUGAGACCGUCUUCGUUACCAUGGCUCCCCAGACUCUAACAGUGACUGCUUCAGUGGUUCCUCUUGCAACACUGGAUUCCAGCAGUAAUGAUCGCGGAGGCUAUCUCCAGCCAUCCGUUGUCUUCAUUGACUCGGACUGCGCAUCUUUCGCUACCGACUCUGGCAUAGCCGCCCUUGGAUUUCUUGGGGGCAUAGCGACGUCCAUCUUGGUGAUGGCCGCGGUCGUAAUGUGGCGCAAACGUAGGCGUGGUGAUAAAGACGACGUCUGA
Molecule: messenger RNA, 741 nt
Organism: Colletotrichum truncatum
Lineage: Eukaryota; Fungi; Ascomycota; Sordariomycetes; Glomerellales; Glomerellaceae
Source: RefSeq, a predicted model, not a curated record